AUGGAUUUAGGCAUAUUGGGUCUGGCCUCAACUCUUAUUAGUUCCUUUCUCUUUUUUCUUGUUCUAUACCUCAAGCUAGCUCAGAAACCCCUUGAGAAUACAGGGAAACUCCCUCCAGGUCCACCAAGAUGGCCCAUUGUUGGUAACCUUCUUCAAUUGGGCCCUUUACCACAUAAGGACUUCGCAGCCUUCUGCAAGAAGUAUGGGCCCUUGGUCUAUCUACGGCUUGGAAGUGUUGAUGCAAUCACUACCGAUGACCCCGAGAUGAUACGCGAAAUACUUCUCCGGCAAGAUGACAUCUUUGCCUCUCGACCUCGAACCUUAGCCGCCGUUCACCUCGCUUAUGGGUGUGGGGAUGUGGCAUUGGCACCAUUAGGCCCAAAUUGGAGGAGAAUGAGGAGAAUAUGCAUGGAACAUCUACUGACGACCAAGAGACUGGACUCAUUUGCAGUUCACCGGGCUCAUGAAGCCCAACACCUAGUACGGUAUGUAUGGGCCAAAUCUCGAACUGGGAAGCAAUAUUUUGGGGACAAAUCAGCUGGACCGGAUGAAGCUCUGGAGUUCAUGCACAUAACCCAUGAGUUAUUUUGGCUUCUUGGGUUAAUAUACUUAGGUGAUUAUCUUCCCAUUUGGAGGUGGUUCGAUCCUUUCGGAUGCGAGAGGAAGAUGAGAGAAGUGGAGAAGAGAGUGGAUGAGUUCCAUAUGAAGAUAAUUGAGGAACAUAGGAAGGGAGGAGAGAGGACGGUGGAAGAAGAUGGAGGAGGGAUGGACUUUGUUGAUAUUUUGUUGUCUUUGCCUGGUGAAGAAGGCAAGAAAAACUUGGAUGAUGUGGAGAUCAAAGCUCUAAUUCAGGAUAUGAUAGCUGCUGCCACAGACACAUCUUCAGUGACAAAUGAAUGGGCCAUGGCAGAAGUGAUAAAGCAUCCAAGGGUUCUUCAAAAAGUCCAGGAAGAGCUGGACUCAGUUGUGGGCCGAGAACGUAUGGUCACUGAAUCAGAUUUACCCCACCUUAACUACUUACGGUGCAUUGUCCGUGAAACCUUCCGAAUGCACCCGGCCGGACCCUUUCUCAUUCCACAUGAAUCCAUUAGAUCAACAAAGAUCAACGGCUAUUAUAUCCCUGCCAAGACACGUGUCUUCAUCAACACUCAUGCACUUGGACGGAACACCCAUAUUUGGGAUGACGUCGAGGAAUUCCGGCCGGAGAGGCAUCUUUCGGAGGACGGGAGCCGGGUUGAAGUAAGCCAUGGGAAUGAUUUCAAGAUCUUGCCCUUUAGUGCAGGCAAGAGGAAAUGCCCCGGUGCACCGUUAGGCGUCGUUUUCGUCUUGAUGGCUCUGGCUCGCCUAUUCCAUUGCUUCAACUGGAGCCCGCCGGAGGGGUUGAGGCCGGAGGACAUUGAUACUGAUGAGGUGUAUGGGAUGACAAUGCCCAAGGCCAAGCCAUUGAUGGCCAUGGCUAGGCCACGCUUAGCUAGUUAUUUGUAUUGCUGAAUGAGACCAUGUUAUGUAUGAUUUUGAAUGGGUUGGCUUCAAUGGGCCUAAUGGGUUUAUUGAAGUCCAAUAAAAUAUGAUAGCAUUGAUCUUUCAUCAUGGUCCUUGAUGACGAGUCUUGUGUCAAUCUAGAACGAAUAUUAAACCGGCUGUUUGAAACUGAA
This is a messenger RNA of Macadamia integrifolia, 1655 nucleotides long. RefSeq names its product cytochrome P450 703A2. Gene Ontology annotation, molecular function: heme binding; monooxygenase activity; iron ion binding. Bases 1 to 1491 code for a protein of 496 amino acids. The transcript has 3 exons. The record is from RefSeq and is a predicted model, not a curated record. NCBI's taxonomy places the organism in Eukaryota, Viridiplantae, Streptophyta, Magnoliopsida, Proteales, Proteaceae.